This is a messenger RNA of Camellia sinensis, 2043 nucleotides long. It is a transcript of the gene NHD1, whose product is annotated as sodium:hydrogen antiporter 1. The record is from RefSeq and is a predicted model, not a curated record. NCBI's taxonomy places the organism in Eukaryota, Viridiplantae, Streptophyta, Magnoliopsida, Ericales, Theaceae. Gene Ontology annotation, molecular function: antiporter activity. Gene Ontology annotation, cellular component: membrane. Gene Ontology annotation, biological process: sodium ion transport; transmembrane transport.
GAUCUGGUGUGUUGGAAACCCUAGCUCUGAUGUCGACUCUAAUGCCAAUCAGGACUCACCAGCUGUCCCCAGCGCACCAAUUCAAGCAACGCUCUCUGUCUCAGACUUGUUCGGGUUCGUCUUUCUUGAGGCUCAGAGCUCCAAGACUGCUUCACCGCAAUGGCGUUCUCGCUCGCGCCGAAGAUAAGGCUCGAGACUCAUCGUCAUCAUCUCCUUCGUCGACUCAGCAACAGCCCCAACUCAACUCCGAGAUUCAAAUUCUGGAGCUGAUACCAUCAUCUGGAGGUUGUGAUCCUUUGUGUUCAACCGAUGAAACAAGCUCAAUGGAUUUUGAGGCCACUUACAAGCCAAAAACUGAUUUGCAGAAAGCUCUCGCGGUUUUUGCAGCUGCUGCAAUGGGGGCAGUGGCAAUUAAUCAGUCAUGGGUUGCUGCUAAUCAGGAUGUUGCUAUGGCACUGUUAUUUGUAAUAGGAUAUACAGGCAUAAUUUUUGAAGAAUCUUUUGCCUUCAAUAAAAGUGGAGUUGGAUUAUGUAUGGCUGUGAGUUUGUGGGUUGUACGUAGUAUUGGGGCUCCUUCAACUGAUAUAGCCAUUUCAGAGUUAUCACAUGUAUCUGCUGAGGUCAGUGAAAUAGUAUUUUUCUUGCUUGGAGCAAUGACCAUCGUGGAAAUAGUCGAUGCUCAUCAAGGAUUUAAGUUGGUUACUGACAUUAUAACAACUCGAAAGCCGAAGACUCUUCUUUGGGUGGUUGGUUUUGUAACUUUUUCCCUCAGUUCGGUCCUUGACAACCUGACAUCCACUAUUAUUAUGGUUUCCCUACUGCGUAAACUAGUACCCCCAUCAGAAUACCGCAAGCUUCUAGGGGCUGUUGUUGUGAUAGCAGCAAAUGCUGGUGGUGCAUGGACUCCAAUUGGUGAUGUUACCACUACUAUGCUGUGGAUACAUGGUCAAAUAUCUACAGUGCAGACAAUGAAGGACUUAUUUAUACCUUCUGCAGUUUCUUUGGCUGUCCCACUCGCUCUUAUGUCACUUGCUAGUGAAAUGAAUGGGAAGGGACAGGACUCAACCAAUGUUUUGGCAUCUGAACAGAUGGCACCUCGAGGACAGCUUGUUUUCUCCGUUGGAAUUGGAGCACUAGUUUUUGUCCCCGUGUUCAAGGCUGUAACAGGUUUGCCUCCUUACAUGGGUAUGCUGCUUGGACUCGGAAUUCUUUGGAUUCUAACAGAUGCUAUCCAUUAUGGUGAAUCCGAAAGACAACAGUUGAAAGUACCCCAAGCUUUAUCACGAAUUGACACCCAAGGAAUCCUAUUCUUCCUUGGGAUCCUUUUGUCUGUCGGCAGCUUGGAGGCAGCAGGGAUUCUUCGGGAACUGGCAAAUUACCUUGAUGCCCAUAUUCCAAACGUUGAACUGAUUGCAAGCACAAUAGGUGUCGUUUCAGCAAUCAUAGACAAUGUCCCAUUGGUCGCAGCGACAAUGGGAAUGUACGAUCUCACUUCCUUCCCCCAAGAUUCGAAGUUCUGGCAGUUGGUUGCAUAUUGUGCCGGUACUGGUGGGUCCAUGUUGGUAAUUGGCUCUGCAGCAGGAGUUGCGUUUAUGGGAAUGGAAAAGGUGGAUUUCUUUUGGUACUUGCGAAAGGUAAGCGGUUUUGCUUUUGCUGGUUAUGCCGCUGGCAUUGCUGCCUAUUUAGCAGUUCAUAAUCUCCAUCUCUCUCUCCCAAUAUCUCUAGCUCAGGCCCCUUUCCUUUCAGGUUCAUAAAUCAAUAGUGAGGGCAGUGCAUUUGAUGUAAUACGGAUAUUCACAGUGGCUUGAUCAAGUGAUAUCUGAAUCAGUAGAAUGUUCAGGAACACAAAGUAUCAUAUGUAUGCAGAAGUUCAUGUAAAGAAAGCAUGGAGAGAAUAAUUGAUAAAGGUUUUGAAUAGAUGUUGUGGCAAAAGUUGAGGUUGGUAAGAGAUAACGACUUCGAUGAUUUAAGGCUUUGUUUGACUUAUUUAGUUUUAUUUAUUUUCAUCUGAAAUUUUUUAUAAAAACAUUAUAUUUAGUUCAA